UAUGUACCGUAUCUCCAUAACAUUGCAGACGAAGUGUACUGUGUUAGUUCCAAAUAAAUUAACUCGUUUUGCCGACAAUAUAUAUAUUUCCUUUUGAUACAGUCGACCUGUAGAUCAAAAUAGCAUUAGCAAAACCUCGACUGCUUCUUUAACAUUAACUUAAUGAUCGCCUUGUUCAAUUGCCUUUAUUUUCGAAUAUUUGAUGCUUAGCACCUCCGCUUACUCCUUUAUUGCAGUGCAAUAAAUAUGCUUACCUUAUUUACACGUAGUGACAUGGCGUGCUAAAGGUAGCGUAGGGGUUAUCGCAUGAUGCCGUGACAAAAUGUCAUAGCAGUCAAGGUUCAGCUCCAGUGAUGAAAGACUGUGUGUGGAUGUCUCUGGUUAAUAGUUGCACAGGAAGGCAUUGAACACCCUACUACAGAAAGCAAUUUUUAACCCAUCUAGGGACUAGACUCGACAUGGACGAAGUGUUUACCCCUUUGGACUGCCUUCUCCCCUCAGGAAAACAGAAGAUUUGUCUCAUCAUCCUCAACCAACCUUUGGAGGAGAAGUACUUUGAUGUCCUCUGGAGCAAAGCACUGCUGCGUGCCUGUGCGGACGGAGGGGCCAACCACCUCUAUGACCUCACUGCUGGGACACGAGAGAGCUUCCUCCCGGACUACAUAAGCGGAGACUUUGAUUCUAUAAAGCAUGAUGUCAAGGCCUUCUAUAAAGAAAAGGGCUGCAACCUGAUGGAGACAGCAGACCAAGACCUGACCGAUUUCACAAAGUGCCUGGCCAUCAUGGUGGAGAAAAUGAAAGAGCAGCAACUCCAGGUGGACACCAUCGUAACCCUGGGUGGGCUGGCUGGCAGACUGGACCAAACGAUGGCGUCAGUGGAGACCCUGUUCCACGCGCAGAAAAUGACUGACCUCCCUGUUGUGAUCAUCCAGGGCACAUCGCUGGCCUAUCUGCUGAGAGAGGGCAGACGCCACCAGCUGGAUGUGAGCACAGGGCUGGAGGGAGCGUGGUGCAGCCUGAUCCCCGUCGGAUCGCCCUGCCGCACACACACCACCGGCCUCAAGUGGAACCUGGACAACCAGGUGCUGGAGUUUGGACGGCUGGUGAGCACAUCCAACACUUACGAGCCCCACGACCCAAGCGAGGGGAGGAGACCUGUGACUGUGACCUCAGAUAAGCCCCUUCUGUGGAGCAUGGGCAUUCACAUGAAGUAGCCAACGCUCUGCUCCACCAGGGGAUUCAGACUUGAAUGGAACGUCUGCCAAGUGCCUUCACACUUAAGAACGGAUGCCAUACCAUAGGUAUUUUCCCCACGGAUUAUUUAUUAACAAAUUGUCCACAAACACACAACGUAGAAAUUCUCCAUUCAUCCCAUUCAGUCACCAUCAUAGUUUAAAAAAGUCAGCACAAGCAAUGGUCUAGCCGACGAGCAGUAGUUUAGCCGCCACUGUGGAGACAAAGAGAGGAGUAGUGUGUUAGUCACCAUGGGAUACUAGUCUGGACUAAAGUAUAUGUACUGAAUGCUAGAACAAAUUUCGUGUAUUAUGUCUAGUUUGAAAUACUAUGCACUUUAGUAUAUUCUACUGAUCUCAACAUGAAAAUCAAGACACUGUACUGAUACUGUACACUGUACAAGAUAUUGUAGUUUUUCUAUUCUAACAUUUUUAAUAACAAUAAAACAAUUCACAUGA
This is a messenger RNA of Alosa alosa (allis shad), 1691 nucleotides long. RefSeq names its product thiamin pyrophosphokinase 1 (gene tpk1). The record is from RefSeq and is a predicted model, not a curated record. The coding region runs from base 459 to 1214 and encodes 251 amino acids. Gene Ontology annotation, molecular function: ATP binding; thiamine diphosphokinase activity; thiamine binding. NCBI's taxonomy places the organism in Eukaryota, Metazoa, Chordata, Actinopteri, Clupeiformes, Clupeidae. The transcript is spliced from 9 exons. Gene Ontology annotation, biological process: thiamine diphosphate biosynthetic process; thiamine metabolic process.